AAUUUACUUCAUUCCCAACGCCUGAGCGCCCCCCACCAUAAUGGCCGACGGCGAAGGAGUUCCGAGGCAGAGAAGCGAAGAUAAGGAAGAAGAUGGAAAUGAAGGCUGCAGUGGAAUUAGAGUGCGAGGUAUGCAAUUCGCCUACGAUGGGCAACCACCACUCUUUGUCGACUUCAACCUUAAAAUCUGUACUGGAUCGCGAUGCCUUCUGGUUGGUGCCAAUGGAUCCGGGAAGACCACUUUGCUGAAAAUUCUGGCUGGUAAGCAUAUGGUCGGAGGAAGGGAUGUUGUACGGGUCUUAAAUUGUUCUGCUUUCCACGAUACCCAACUGGUUUGCGGUGGUGAUCUCGCCUAUUUGGGAGGAUCCUGGAGUAAAACUGUUGGCUCAGCAGGAGAAAUUCCACUCCAGGGAGACUUCUCAGCUGAACAUAUGAUAUUUGGGGUUGAGGGCACAGAUCCUGAAAGGAGAGAUAAGUUGAUUGAUUUGCUUGAUAUAGAUCUACAGUGGCGAAUGCAUAAGGUAUCUGAUGGGCAGCGGCGCCGAGUGCAAAUUUGCAUGGGUCUUCUUCAUCCAUAUAAGGUUCUCUUGCUGGAUGAGGUUACUGUGGACCUAGACGUUGUUACUAGGAUGGAUUUGCUGGACUUCUUCAGGGAAGAAUGUGAGCAGAGAGGAGCUACAAUUGUAUAUGCAACUCAUAUAUUUGAUGGACUGGAGACAUGGGCCACUCAUCUAGCAUACAUACAAGACGGUGAGCUCAGGAGGGCAGAAAAGUUAUCAGAUAUUGGUGAGUUGAAGUAUUCGUCCAAUCUGCUAUCUGUUGUUGAAUCAUGGCUCCGUGCUGAGACAAAGCUUGAAAAGAAGAACCCUGUAAACCAUGCUUCCAACGUCCAGAAGACUUCUUUUGGUAGUUCUCCUUUUAUUUCAUCAAGACACAUGGCAUACUAUCGGUAGUUUCUAGUGAUAAGAAAUUUCUGAGUGAAUAUAGUUUACGCUCAGAGACAUAUAUGAGUAAUCGAUUCCUUCGUGCUCGUCAGUUGAUGAGUAAGGCAGAUUCAAUUGAUAGAAGUUUCUGAUAAAAGGAGUUCAUGUUCAGAGACAAAUAUGAGUAAUCAAUUAUUUCAUGCUUGUAAGUUAUGUGUAAACAAGCCUGGUGGAUAUGUCAAAGUCACGGGGGGUUGCCUUCGGAAAAUAAUGUUGUACGAUCAAUUUAUCACACCAUAAAUGAUACAAACUUCGCCAUAACUGGAUGUUUAUGGCAAUGCGUUGUGCUGUUA
Neltuma alba is the source of this 1275-nucleotide messenger RNA. Its product is annotated as ABC transporter I family member 21. Lineage: Eukaryota; Viridiplantae; Streptophyta; Magnoliopsida; Fabales; Fabaceae. The transcript is spliced from 6 exons. Gene Ontology annotation, molecular function: ATP binding; ATP hydrolysis activity. The record is from RefSeq and is a predicted model, not a curated record. Bases 41 to 952 code for a protein of 303 amino acids.